UCAUCUCGUCACCACAAAACAUGUCCACGCCAGCCGAUAUCGAAGCCGAGAAGAACAUUGAGAUCUGGAAGGUCAAGAAGUUGAUCAAGUCGUUGCAGAUGGUGCGAGGCAACGGGACCUCGAUGAUCUCGCUUAUCAUCCCGCCAAAGGGCCAGAUCUCGCUAAACCAGAAGAUGUUGACGGACGAAUACGGGACCGCGUCCAACAUCAAGUCGCGUGUCAACAGAUUGUCUGUACUCACGGCAAUCACCUCCACCCAGCAAAAGUUGAAGUUGUACAACAAGGUGCCGACCAACGGGUUGAUCAUCUACUGCGGUGAAGUCAUCACCGAGGAGGGCAAGGAAAAGAAGUUGACCAUUGACUUUGAGCCGUUCAAGCCGAUCAACACCUCGCUCUACUUGUGUGACAACAAAUUCCACACCGAAGCGCUUUCCGAGUUGAUGGAGAACGACGACAAGUUUGGGUUCAUCGUCAUGGAUGGUAACGGUGCGCUCUUCGGUACGCUUUCGGGUAACACCAGAGAGGUUUUGCACAAGUUCACCGUGGAUUUGCCAAAGAAGCACGGCAGAGGUGGUCAGUCUGCGUUACGUUUCGCGCGUCUCAGAGACGAAAAGAGACACAACUACGUGCGUAAGGUUGCAGAGACGGCCGUCCAGAACUUCAUCACCGCCGAUAAGGUGAACGUGGCUGGUUUGAUCUUGGCCGGGUCCGCCGAUUUCAAGACUGAUUUGGGAAAGUCUGAGUUGUUCGACAACCGGUUGGUUGCCAAGAUCAUCAAGGUGGUGGAUGUGUCGUACGGGGGAGAGAACGGUUUCAACCAGGCAAUCGAAUUGUCGGCCGAGACUCUCUCCAACGUCAAGUUCAUCCAGGAGAAGAAGCUCAUCACGAAGUACUUUGACGAGAUUUCCCAAGACACUGGGAAGUUCUGCUACGGGAUUGACGAUACUUUGAAGGCGUUGGACUUGGGUGCAGCCGAGAUUAUCAUCGUUUACGAGAACUUGAACACCAUCAGAUAUACCUUGAAGGACUCUGAAGGUACCGAGGUUGUUGCUUUCCACAGCCCAGACGCCACAGACAAGGCGUACUUGGAGGACAAGUACACCGGCGGUGAGAUGGAGGUUGUCAAGGAAGAGCCAUUGUUGGAAUGGCUCGCAGAGAACUACAAGAACUUUGGUGCCACUCUCGAGUUUGUCACCGACAGAUCCUCCGAGGGUGCCCAGUUCGUCAAGGGCUUCGGUGGUGUCGGUGCCUUGUUGAGAUACAAGGUUAACUUUGAGCAAUUGGUUGAUGAGUCGGACGACGAGUACUUCGACAGUGACGAGGACUACAUCUAGUGGUGUGUAAAUUAAUCUAACCUAACUAAAGGGGGAUAGCUAACUGAGAUUGUACUUGAACAAAUGUUAAAUUAUAAUUCAGGUUGCCAGAUAUGAUUCAGAUUGUUGGAUAUAAUUCAGAUUGUCGGAUAUUGAGAGGAAUCAUAAUGUGUUUAGUACUUGGUUUAAGUUAGUGAGAAAACGGUGAUACGAUAUCUCCGGGUUUCCAACUAUCUCGCAUAACGAAUACGGGCCUAAGUUUUGCGAAGGGUUGGGUUGUAACUUGCAGGAAGAGUCAUGUAGAUAGAGAGAAUCUGAGAGCCGAAAUCCAUGACUUGAUAGGCUAUAUUGAUAUCUCCAUUUUUCCGAAAAAUAAAUUGC
Messenger RNA from Babjeviella inositovora NRRL Y-12698, 1694 nucleotides. RefSeq names its product translation termination factor eRF1 (gene ERF1). The record is from RefSeq and is a predicted model, not a curated record. The transcript has a single exon. NCBI's taxonomy places the organism in Eukaryota, Fungi, Ascomycota, Pichiomycetes, Serinales. Gene Ontology annotation, cellular component: cytosol; translation release factor complex. Gene Ontology annotation, molecular function: translation release factor activity, codon specific; sequence-specific mRNA binding. Bases 21 to 1334 code for a protein of 437 amino acids. Gene Ontology annotation, biological process: cytoplasmic translational termination.